GCUCUCUGGAGAAGACAUACCAACAGUUAGCACUGUCUUCAGAUGCUGACACUUGGUGAACAGCUGCUCCUGGUCCACAAGAUUUAGAAGACACAGUGUCCUUCCAGACUGGGUCUUUUGGUAUGGAUCUUCUAUUUCUAUGUCUUUUAAAGAGAACUUUUUGGGGAACAUUUUGGAUUACAACUGUUCAUCUUCAUCUAUGCAAAGAAAUGAAAGCUAUUGUGCUGGGAUUUUGAGGAGCUUUUCCUGAAAGAAUUCCUGUACAUUAUAGAAGUGCUUGAGGAAGAGUGAUAAAGAUAGGCAUGAAGCCUCCGUCUCACAGCUGCAUGUGUAGUUACUGGUGAAGCAAAUGCCUACCUAAUUUGACAGUCUUGGUGUGUUUAAAAUUUUUUGAGUUUGCAAAUAAGCAUAUUAAGUCUACUGAUGGAGCCUUCGGGCAGUGAACAGUUAUAUGAGGACCCUGAUCCUGGAGGCAAAUCCCAAGAUGCAGAGGCCAAAAAGCAGACAGAAUCAGAACAAAAGUUGUCUAAAAUGACCCACAAUGCUCUGGAGAACAUUAAUGUCAUUGGCCAAGGCCUGAAGCAUCUCUUCCAGCACCAGCGCAGGAGGUCAUCAGUGUCUCCACACGAUGUGCAGCAGAUUCAGGCAGAGCCAGAACCUGAAAUGGAUCUGGAAAGCCAGAACGCAUGUGCUGAGAUUGAUGGUGUCCCCACCCACCCCACAGCUCUGAAUCGUGUCCUGCAGCAGAUCCGAGUGCCGCCCAAGAUGAAGAGAGGGACAAGCUUGCAUAGUAGGCGGGGCAAGCCAGAUGCCCCAAAGGGAAGUCCCCAAAUCAACAGGAAAUCUGGCCAGGAGAUGGCAGCCGUUGUGCAGUCUGGGCGACCCAGGUCUUCAUCCACCACCGAUGCACCCACCAGCUCCGCUCUCAUGGAGAUCGCUUGCGCUGCUGCCGCCGCCGCGGCGUGUCUGCCAGGGGAGGAGGCCGCUGCAGAGCGGAUUGAGCGGUUGGAAAUAAGUAACCUCGCCCAGCCGUCCAGUGCAGUGGCCUCUAGCACUGAUGGCAGCAUCCACACAGACUCUGUGGAUGGGACACCAGAUCCUCAGCGCACAAAGGCUGCUAUUGCUCAUCUGCAGCAAAAGAUCCUAAAGCUCACAGAACAGAUCAAGAUUGCACAGACAGCUCGGGAUGACAACGUUGCUGAGUAUUUGAAGCUCGCCAACAGCGCAGACAAGCAGCAGGCUGCCCGCAUCAAGCAGGUCUUUGAGAAGAAGAACCAGAAAUCUGCCCAAACCAUCCAACAACUGCAAAAGAAGCUUGAGCACUACCACAGGAAGCUCCGAGAGGUGGAACAGAAUGGAAUACCCCGGCAGCCAAAGGACGUCUUCAGGGACAUGCACCAGGGUCUGAAGGAUGUGGGAGCAAAAGUGACUGGCUUCAGUGAAGGUGUGGUGGACAGUGUCAAAGGUGGACUUUCCAGCUUCUCCCAGGCAACCCAUUCAGCAGCAGGGGCUGUGGUUUCAAAGCCCAGAGAGAUUGCCUCACUAAUUCGGAAUAAAUUUGGCAGUGCAGAUAACAUCCCUAAUCUGAAAGACUCUUUAGAGGACGGGCAAGUGGAUGAUGGUGGGAAGACCUUGGGGGUGAUUUCAAACUUUCAGUCAAGCCCAAAAUAUGGUAGUGAGGAAGAUUGUUCUAGUGCCACUUCAGGCUCAGUGGGAGCCAAUAGUACUACCGGAGGCAUUGCUGUAGGAGCAUCUAGCUCCAAAACAAACACUCUAGACAUGCAGAGCUCAGGAUUUGAUGCACUACUACAUGAGAUCCAGGAGAUCCGGGAAACCCAGGCCAGAUUAGAGGAAUCCUUUGAGACCCUCAAGGAACAUUAUCAGAGGGACUAUUCGUUAAUAAUGCAGGCCUUACAGGAAGAGCGGUAUAGAUGUGAACGAUUAGAAGAACAACUAAAUGACCUAACAGAACUCCAUCAGAAUGAAAUCUUGAACUUGAAGCAGGAAUUGGCCAGCAUGGAAGAGAAAAUUGCCUAUCAGUCCUAUGAACGAGCCCGGGACAUCCAGGAGGCCCUGGAGGCCUGCCAGACCCGCAUCUCCAAGAUGGAGCUGCAGCAGCAGCAGCAGCAGGUGGUGCAGCUGGAAGGGCUGGAGAACGCCACUGCGCGGAACCUUCUGGGCAAACUCAUCAACAUCCUGCUGGCAGUCAUGGCAGUCCUCCUGGUCUUUGUCUCCACGGUAGCCAACUGCGUGGUUCCGCUCAUGAAGACUCGCAACAGGACGUUCAGCACUUUAUUCCUUGUGGUUUUCAUGGCCUUUCUCUGGAAGCACUGGGACGCCCUCUUCAGCUACGUGGAGCGGUUCUUCUCCUCCCCCAGAUGAUGGCGGCGCUGAGCCGUCUCCCUCCCCUCUGGCGAGUGCAUGCAGCGGAGCACUAGGCGGCAACUUACCUACUCUGAAGUUUUCUACAACAAAACAAGAGUUGAGUGAAUCUGUUUACAUUUAGAAUAAUGUUUUUUUUUUUCUUCAAGAGACGCAAUUGCAAUAGUAUUUUUUAGAUUUUAUCCAAGAAGUUUUUUGGGCAAAAAUCUUGGAUCAUUUUUAUGUAGCAUGAUUUCCUUGGGAUGCAAAUCUUAAAUAGUCCUUUAACAUAAACCACCAAUCUGGAGCACACCGAAGGACAUCCUAAAUUGUGGCUUGAAAAGGACUGCACUAGAACCCCCUAAAAAGAUACGAAGACCCGAUUAGGGAGCCUGUUCACCCUAGCACCUGCCUGGUCUGGGCCCAUCACCUCUCCCUCCAGACUGACUUUACUGUGAAUCUGCCGCAUGCCACGUCUGAAUCUUUGGGUUCAGGGUGGAUUUCUCUCGUCCAUGGAAGAACACACGGUCUCCCUGGCUUCUCACCCGCGCUGGCCAUUCAUGCUAACCGCUAGAAGUACCUUCACGUUGGCACCCGGCCCCUCAGCCUUUGCUGGGACAGAGUGAGAGUGUCCUGCCCCAAAGGGUCACUGCCCAGGUCUGCUACAGUACUUUGAAGUAGCCUCUCAGUACUUCAUUAAGCGAAAUCCCUUGGCCGCACUUUUAAGAUUUUUUUUAAAUGUGUUUAGUCACCAACUUAAAAAAACAAAAAAUCCGAUCAGCAUACUUGAAGAAUGUAACCCUCAGACUCUCAGUGCUUCCUUGCGGUUUCUAAUAGGGUUUUUUAUUAUUGUUAUUAUCAUUAUCGGGUUUUUUUGGAAAGGGUUGGGAGGGUCUUUUAUUUUUCCUUUGAAAUAAAGAAGUGAUGUUUUUAAAUGAAGAGACGUGUGGAUAUUUAAGUGUGCUGCUCCCCUUGUAUUGAAUCAGUUUGCGUAAAGGAAGAUUUGCUGUAAAUGCUGCCCUCCGGCGCCUUUGUUUUGAGAUGCAGCUUAAACUCCCUCUUCUGGCUGCUGCUGCUGCUGCUGCUUUUUGGUGUCCUGCCACCCUACACCACCUUAAUGGGCUCGGCUUGGUUGGAAAGGAAAGGGGUGUGCAGGGAGAGGGGACCCUGCUCCCACACACCAGCACGAGAGGACAGAGGUGGUUUUGCCUCACAGAAAUGUUCACCCAGUGACUUUGGGCUGGGGUCAUCUUUAGGACAAGUUGAGACUAUCUUAUGAGAGUCAUAAAUAGUUCCUGUUGUUUCCUUAAUUUAUUUUUUAAUACCCCCUAAUGACUGAAACCAAAGUAAUGUGGAAUCUUCUGUCUGCAUUUUGGCCCCAGCAUCCUUAAUUUCAAAGCUUUAUUCUGUUGCCUGAGAGAAUCAACUGAAGGCGAUUCUCCCUUUUAAAGAGCAGAAACGGAAACAUCAGGUUAGCAGGAGCCAAGGCUUGGGGUGUGAGAUGCUGCCUGCUUCCUAGUCACUCAGACUGACUGACUAACACAGCUGUGCGUAGUGGACUUCGUAUUACAGACAGUUCAGGAAAGCGGGGCUUCCCCCCUUCCCCCCCCGCCUGGACACAGGGCCCUCUCCAGCCGCCUGGUAGAACGAGGCUCUUAGAUUCAUCUCGAAAGCCUGGUUAGCCUCUUCAUACUCAUGGUCAUGAACCACAAAUGCUGUUCCCUCUUGGCCUCAGUUCUGGGCAGCCAAGCGAGGAGCAAGGGCACGUCACCUGCCCGGAAAGGAGCAGAGCGUGCUCUGCCUCCUGCCCCCAAAUCAGGAAAUUCCUCUGGAGCUGGAUUGGCAUUGCCUUCUCUGUCCAAGAGGACGUUCUCACGUCAGCUCCAGCCUCCCGUGGCUCUGGCAGGCUGGCCUUCUCAGAGCCAGCGUGUUGCUUCAAUAGUCAUGUCGGUAUAUUAACUCAGGUACCCCAGUUUUCACUCCACCCCCAGAUGAUUGUAGAACACCUGUUAGCUCUCACAAUUAGUUGCCCUCUCAAGAUUAGUACCCAGAGCAGGGACCACAGGGGUGAUUUUACUUCUGAAAAGUAAUUGGAACCAAUUCAUGUUGGGGCCAAAAACAUCAUCCCCAAACCACAGGUUUAAAAUGUUAACUUUGCCUAACACUAUCACAGUGACUUGAGGCAGGAGCGCCACGACCAUGUGGAGCUGGCCCCACUUCUGACCUUCGCUCCAGCGCGAUCACUCAGAGCAGGGAAGAGCCCCACAGUUGCCGAAAAGGUGCUCCAGCCACAGUCCUCCAGCUUUGCUCAGAACCUUCUGUGUCCCCUGAAUUGCACAGAGGCUACUAAAUUUUUGAGGGCACUGGAAGUCACUGUGAUACGUAUUGAAAUUAUCCCCAUUCGCCAUGGGGGCAGUUUCUGCCAAAGGAAGGUUUUAGCCUCUGGAAGCCCCGUGAGCUCCGUUCCAGCUCCCUCUCAGAUUGCCUGAGGAAGGACCGUCAGUCUAGGCGGCGUAGCAAUGGCUUCCUAGCUCAGCUCGCUCGUUCCCAGGCCUAACUGUCGUCCGCAUUAAUGCUGUUUGUAACCACGCACCUGUUCCCGCUUCUCCCACCUCCUGCUGCCAUAUCUGUUUGCUUUUGAGUUUCUCUUGCAUUGUGGCUGUUCUUGAAUUCUCUUGUCUAUUCAGAACUCUGUAACCUCCCUCUCAUGGUGUAACAAUUGUUUUGUGGGUGGAAAUUUACCCUCUUGAAUGCUUCUUCUCCUUUAAAGACUUGCAUUCCCUUUGAAAUGAAGCAUUCCUGGGUUCCGUAUUAGCACUGGUGCGUGAGGCUGGCUGUGGGACCCUGGAUGAUUAAUAUUUUACCUUUUUUCUGAUAUAAUUGAAGGGCACGUCUGUCUGCUCCAAUUUCAGUUCCUUAAUAUAUACUCAGUGGAUCCUAGCAAGGAAGGCUUUCUGCUCCACUGGCUCCUGAAGAAGCAAAAGUAGGUUAAAUUUUAUACUUCCCUGGCUGGGGUCUUCUCUUUCCUCUCUGGCCCCUCCACUCAAUUGAGGUAAAAGUCUGACACCAAGAAAAAUGCUGGGAUUGAGCCUUCCUUGCUAGCCCUGUCCUUAAAAAUGGUCAUAUUUUCAUGUGGUCUUUGCUGCGUUUGGUUUUGUUUCUGAUUUCAUAUCCCUUUGAGGUACAGUCAGGUGACAUACCAAACUCCCCGGUGAGUUCCAGUGAAGAGCUGCCUUUCAGCUUUGGAAAUUAUGCAUCGAAAACAAAACCAAAUACAACCAACGAUUUGACACAGGCAAAAUUAUGGUUCCCGCCCCCAAAUGAAACUGGGGAUUUUGAAUGUGGCUCUAAGAGUUAACACUUCCGUCUGUGUGUUGUGUAUGCUAGGUGAUACCCUCAGUAGGAUUGACUACUAGACUGUGUGUUUUAUCGAAGUGUGUAAGAAUAAAAUCUCACUUGCACGAAUUGAAAAGUACAGAAAUGACACUUGUGAACGUGUGAACGUUAACACUGUAGUUGAUAGAUCUUAAGCUGCUAAUUGUUGAGAGAGAAUUGUUUGGUUGCUGCAGAUUCCCAGCAGCACUUCUGCUGUAUAUAUGAAUUGAAAUAAAGACCUCAGCUAUUAACGAG
This is a messenger RNA of Condylura cristata (star-nosed mole), 5991 nucleotides long. RefSeq names its product transmembrane and coiled-coil domain family 1 (gene TMCC1). The coding region runs from base 424 to 2382 and encodes 652 amino acids. The transcript is spliced from 6 exons. Gene Ontology annotation, biological process: endosome membrane tubulation; endosomal transport; endosome fission. NCBI's taxonomy places the organism in Eukaryota, Metazoa, Chordata, Mammalia, Eulipotyphla, Talpidae. Gene Ontology annotation, cellular component: endomembrane system. The record is from RefSeq and is a predicted model, not a curated record.